UCGAUAAUCUUUUGAUAGUGUUGGCUUACGUCUGUUGUUGUGCUCAGUGCGCAAAUGCGCGCCAUGAAUGGAAAGCUCGCGGGAUUGUCGCCGCAAAAGCUUCGUCAGCGCCCACACAAACAACCCACUGGGCGGAUGAGCCCAUCGAUUUUCACCAUUGAAGAAGCAAGAAAAAGAAGAAGAAGCAGAGGAAGAGGUAGAAGAAGAGCAGCAGCUGCACGAUUUGAAACAGUUUUAAAUGAUGAAAACGUACACAAAAUACGAGUAAAUUCGCUUAUAUUCGCCGCGUCAGUCAAUUCGCCGCAAGUAAUAACACACACGCACACACACACACUCGCAUACAGGCAGAGACAGGAAAAUUUUUGCCUCAUUUGUGGUCCUGUAAAAGACGACGACGACGUGUACAACACGGAGCGAAAGAAAAUUCUUACUGCGGAGUAUAAAAAGAAAACGGUGAACAACAAUUGAGAGAAAACACAUAUUGCCCCCUUCUCGAAUGUAACUGAAUGAAUAAUUGAAUAAAUUGCGACUCCGGGCGAGACGAAACGCGCGUUAAACUGAAUAAUUGAUUGAAUAAUCGUAAACAAGCAGCGCAAAUUUGCAAACAGCAGGUAGCAGGAAGCAGGAAGCAGAAAGCAGGACGAAGCCAACAGCGAGAGAGACUCCAACUCAGUGCCAAGGCUGAAACUUCUCCUGAGCUGCACGCCACAUAAUCAAAAACCAAUAACCAGCCCAAACGUCAGUGUAAAAAAAAAACAGAGAGAAACGAGCGAAAAAAGUAACUCAGAGUCACAUUAUCGAUUUGUGUAUAUGUGUGAAAAAUAACUGAAAAGCGCUUACACCCACACACACACUCACACAUAUUGGCAGCUAUAGGAAAAGCCCGCAUACGUCAACAAAAACAACAACAAAAACAACAGCAGCAGCAGAAGUUGGGCAAGAAUAGUAUAGAAGGAGCAGACAGGAGCACUUAAGGAAUUAUCCAGGAUCUAGUGUUUGUAUUCGGCGCAAUUCAAGCUUGAAGACAACAACAAAUACACACACAAAAGUACACAGUAGCUGCAACAACAACAACAGAGACGUAACAACCGUAACAACCUCAAGACUAAAGUCACACACAACAAUGGCUGGCGGUGGUGAUCCCAAGUGGCAAAAGGAUGCGGCCGAUCAGAACUUCGAUUACAUGUUCAAGCUUCUCAUCAUUGGCAACUCGAGCGUGGGCAAGACCAGUUUCCUCUUUCGCUACGCAGACGAUAGCUUCACAUCGGCCUUUGUCUCCACCGUGGGCAUUGACUUUAAGGUCAAAACCGUGUUUCGGCAUGACAAGCGUGUCAAGCUGCAAAUUUGGGAUACAGCUGGACAGGAGCGUUACCGCACCAUAACCACAGCCUACUACCGCGGCGCCAUGGGUUUCAUUCUGAUGUAUGAUGUCACCAACGAGGACAGCUUCAACUCUGUUCAAGACUGGGUGACACAAAUUAAAACGUAUUCGUGGGACAAUGCUCAGGUUAUAUUGGUGGGCAACAAAUGCGAUAUGGAGGAUCAGCGUGUGAUUAGCUUUGAGCGCGGACGCCAAUUGGCCGAUCAACUGGGCGUCGAGUUCUUUGAGACAUCGGCCAAAGAGAAUGUGAAUGUUAAGGCUGUCUUUGAGCGCUUGGUGGAUAUUAUAUGCGACAAGAUGUCCGAGAGCCUCGAUGCGGAUCCAACGUUAGUUGGUGGCUCACAGAAGGGACAACGUUUGACAGAUCAAACGCAGGGCACGCCUAAUGCCAAUUGUAAUUGUUAAACAGAGCUGACGUGUUAGACAACUAACUAGCCUAACUACACGCAGACACACAAAUCCACAUACACUCACACACACACAGUUACAAUUUGAAGUUAG
Molecule: messenger RNA, 1882 nt
Organism: Drosophila innubila
Lineage: Eukaryota; Metazoa; Arthropoda; Insecta; Diptera; Drosophilidae
Gene: Rab3
Product: ras-related protein Rab-3
Exons: 5
Coding region: 1124-1786 (220 amino acids)
Biological process (GO): protein localization to plasma membrane; regulation of exocytosis; protein secretion
Cellular component (GO): plasma membrane; endosome; synaptic vesicle
Molecular function (GO): GTP binding; GTPase activity
Source: RefSeq, a predicted model, not a curated record